UUUUUGUCAGUUAUUUUUAUUUUUGUCAAUUAUAUUAUUGCAUUAUAUAAAAAGAUACAAAAGAAAUUUAUCUACACUGCCGAAUGUAAAUAUUAGUCUAUUUAGUCUAUUAGUCUAUUAGUCUAUUUGUCAUAUUUUGUCAAUAUCAGCGUUACUCGUGUAAGACAUAAAAGCUUUUCAUUAAGAACGUAAUCUUAUUCGUAAUUGAAUAUUCGUUACUGAACAUUGUCUUAUGUAUGUUUUCUGUUCCUCAAUUUCAUCAAUUUCACUGUUUGAAUACGAUAAAUUUGCGCGCGCUCGUAUAUACGAAAAUCGAGCGCUCCUAUUGGUGCAAUAUAUUCCGAAGUUAAAUCGAGCGUGACUAUUGGUGCAGAAUAUUGUCAAAUAAAAUUGAGCGUUUCUAUUGGGGUUCCUAUUGGAGCGUUCCUAUUGUUACGUCAAAUGGAGCUUUCCUAUUGGUCCGAAAUAUUAGGAAGUCUUAGUUUCGUGUCGUGAGGUGUCAUUGUAGUCUUGAAAGUCGUGGAGCGAAAAUUCGACUCGUCGACCGUUACCUUGUCAUUAUUAGUACUUUGAUUUCGACUUUAUCAACAUUUCUACACUUCUAUCUGCUUCAUUUAAAUAAUUAUUGGCUGGUCAUGUGACUGGAAAAAUAGAGGUUCACAUUACAGACGCCACAGAUGAUUAAUAAUCGAUAAUUCGAACUGAUACGAAAUGGAUGACACAUUGAUUAAUAAUGAAUUCGUUGGUUUCCCAUGCAGAUUUGUGGAAAUGAGCCAAUAAAUGCAACAAGAUACACCAAUUGUGGUCAUUUCUUUUGUAAACAGUGUGUUGGGAAUGAUUCACUAUGUAUAAUAUGUAAGGUACCUGUACAGCCCAUUGAAAUAUGUAGCGAUCAUGUAAUUGGGAGUCUUGUAUCUCACUGCAAUAAUAUCGCAGAAAUAAUACAGGAAAGAGAUUUAUGGAAUGCAGCCACUACUUCAAAUUCGAUACAGUCACCUAACAGAAUCAAUUCUACAGUAUGUAAUUUAAAAUAUCGCAUACCAAAAAAAAAUAUUAAUAAACAGAACAGUAAAGGAGAAACACAAUUACAUACUGCGUGUUUGAAGGGGAAGAUACAAGAAGAUCAUAUAAAAUUUCUAUUAGCUGCUGGUGCAAAUCCAAAUACAAAGGAUUAUAAUGGUUGGACUCCUUUGCAAGAAGUUGUAAGUUAUGGUUAUAGCGACAUAUGUUAUUUACUACUAAAAUGUGGUGCAUUACCAAAUACACCUGGUGAAGGAAACAGAACGGCGUUACACGAAGCUGCUAAAGCAAAUAGAUUGUCAGAAGCAAAACUGCUAUUAAAAUAUUCAGCUAACAAAAAUGUGUAUGAUGAUUAUGGAAAAAGACCUAUAGAUUAUUGCGAGCCACACAGUAGGAUGUGGAAUAUUUUGAAAGAUGAAAAUGAAUUGGAUAAUGUACUUGAAACCACCAAAGAUCUUAGUCAUACUUUAAAUAAAUCACUUUCCAUGGCAUUUGACACGGUUGUUAUAUAUAUAUCAGAUUUACAAGAAAAGAAUAAAAGAUAUCUGAAUGAAAUAGCGUCAAAGAAUAAAAUUAAAAUUGUAUCUAGAUUUCAAUCAUCUGUGACUCAUGUCAUAGUAGAAGCUAAUAGUGAAAAUGUCGUACAACCGUCAUAUGACGUAAUGAUGGCACUUUUACACGGAUCUUGGUUACUUAAUACCGAGUGGAUUCAAUUAGGAAUGGAUAUAAGCGAAAUACUAAAAGGAGAUUUAGAAAUAUUUGAAGUUAGUGGCACACCGAUUAAAGGUAUCCCAAAGAAAGCUAGAGAAAAUGCACAAAAACAGAAUCCAGGUCUCUUCAAUCGAUGUUAUUUUUAUUUUGCGUGGCAGUCAAAAAACGUUUAUGCAAAUGGUAUACAAUUAACAAAAGAGGCAUUAACAGCACUAGUACAAGAGGGUGGUGGAACAGUUUUGAAAAGAGAACCAAAUCCAGAAAAUAUAAAAGAUCAGGGAUUAUUUAUUCCUUUUCACAUUGCGAACGAACCUACUCAUUCUUUAUAUAAAUGUACACAUUAUAUCAUAUAUGUACCAGAAAGAGAUGAACCACGUAUAAAAUAUAAUAUGCCUCAUAUAAAAACACUUCCGCUUAUAUGGCUAAUUGAAUGCAUAGAAAAAUUUACAUUAAUCGAUCCAUUGCAUUUAGGUCUACUUAAACUUUAAUUAUUAUUAUAUUUUGUGUCUAUAAUUGCUGUACUAGAACUAAUAAAGAAGUGCUAUUAACUAGUAAAGUGUAAUUUUUAUAUUGAAUAGAAUAUUGUAUAUUUUGAUAUAAUUAAAUAUGUUGGAGAAUUUGAAAAAUGUGACGAAUUAUUUAAAUAUACUAAAAAAAAAUUUGUUUUUACAAUUAAUAGUCUUGUAGAAUAUUGAAACAAAUAAUAGGGUUUCAAGUUAUUUUCUUGUUUGAACUUUUUAAGGAGACGUAUGUUAAUGUAGUACUAUGAUUACGAAGGAUUGACCGUUGCGCAAAGAACGAUAAAUUCCAAAGGGAAAUAUCGUACGGUAUCCCGUACAUUUACGGGUAAAGUACCGCUAGUCGUGCACAUAUACUUACAUCUACAUGCGGUGAGAAAGAGAGAACGGAAGAAAAAAGUUAUAGGGGAGUGAGAGAGAGGCAAAGAGGAAGAGCAGUGCGAACAUGAAAGAUAGGGAAAAGAGAGAUUCCGAUAUAGUUGAGAUCAGAUAAUGAGGAAAAUCGAAUAUAAGUAAAAAUUAAUAAAUUAGAGAAUAUAUAAAGCAAUAAAUAACAUAAGACAGUAAUUAAAUUUAAUGAAAGAAAACCGAGUAUAACGAUCAUCAUCGAAAUGGUUCACGCCUAUUUGUGUUAUAUGUUAAUGCUAUUACACUAAUUUUAUUGAUAAUAUAUGCUAGUAAAUGGCUCAUUCUUCAUGGUUUGUAAACAUACUUUGAUUCAAAGCUGUUUGUUAAUCUAUUGUCAAAUAAGUGAGUAAGGUAAACAGGAAAGAAACAUGUAUAUAUUACGGAUUACUAAUAAAUUGUAAUAGCA
Messenger RNA from Bombus impatiens (common eastern bumble bee), 3063 nucleotides. RefSeq names its product BRCA1-associated RING domain protein 1. Bases 753 to 2219 code for a protein of 488 amino acids. Gene Ontology annotation, molecular function: metal ion binding; protein binding. The transcript is spliced from 11 exons. Lineage: Eukaryota; Metazoa; Arthropoda; Insecta; Hymenoptera; Apidae. The record is from RefSeq and is a predicted model, not a curated record.